UUCAAAUCCCCUUCACCUCCUCGUCGUCCUCCUCCUCCACGGAUUUCCGCGAACCCUAAGCUUGUUCGUCUCCGGAUCCACCAAUCCACCCCCCAACCCGCACCUCACGAAACCCUAAUCCACCACCGAUGGCGCCCACGCCCUCUCCGCGGCCAGCCCCGCCGCCGACGCCGCAGGGGCCCCUGGCAACGCCCCUCAGGACCCCCGCCUCUAAGCACCGCCUCCACUUCCCGGCCGCCACCCCGAAGAACACACACCACGGCGGCGGCGCCGCCGCCACGGAGCACCCGGUCGAGGUGAUCGGCCGCAUCCGGAACCUCGCCGCGGGGGCCGGCGGGGCGUCGGCGCUGGAGAUCGCGGGCGGCGGGACGGCCGUGCGCGUGCGCGGCGACGCGGGCGGGUGCCGCGACUUUACCCUCGACGGCGUCUCCGUCUCAGAGGAGGAGGACCUCGAGGGGUUCUACCGCCGCUUCGUACGCUCGCGGAUUGAGGGCGUGCGGGUCGGGGCCAAGUGCACCGUCAUGGUGUACGGGCCCACGGGCUCCGGGAAGAGCCACACCAUGUUUGGAUGCGCCAAGCAGCCCGGGAUCGUGUACCGCGCGCUCAGGGACAUUCUUGAGGGAGAAGGAGGAAGAGGAGGGGGUGAAGGCGCCGGCUCCGGCGAGGAUGACGCCGGGUUCGGGGUCGGGCUUUUUGUGCAGGUCGCCGUGCUUGAGAUUUACAACGAGGAGAUCUACGAUUUGCUCGUGGGGAGCGGAGCGAAUGCUAAAGGAAACGUCCCCAAGGUGAGGUUAGAAGUAAUGGGAAAGAAAGCCAAGAAUGCGACAUACAUAUGUGGAAAUGAAGCUGGAAAGAUAUCUAGAGAAGUUGCCAAGGUGGAGAAGCGGCGAAUUGUCAAGAGCACACUUUGUAACGAGAGGAGUUCGCGGAGUCAUUGCAUGAUUAUCCUGGAUGUUCCAUCGGUGGGAGGAAGGUUAAUGCUUGUUGACAUGGCUGGAUCUGAGAACAUAGAAGCAGCAGGCCAAACUGGAUUUGAAGCCAAAAUGCAGACAGCAAAGAUUAACCAAGGGAACACUGCUUUAAAACGAGUGGUUGAGUCUAUUGCUAAUGGUGAUUCUCACGUUCCAUUUAGAGACAGCAAGCUCACAAUGCUAUUACAGGAUUCAUUUGAGGAUGACAAAUCAAAAAUUCUGAUGAUUCUGUGCGCUAGUCCUGACCCAAAGGAACUGCACAAGACAGUUUCUACUUUGGAGUAUGGUGCUAAGGCAAAGUGUAUUAUUCGUGCUGCUCAUGCCGCAACACCGAGGGACAAAACGAGCUCCGAGGAGUCAUCUACAACGCUCAACUCAAGAAUUGUUGCGAUGAACCAGUUCAUUUACAAGCUCCAAAAGGAGAACAAACUGAGAGAGAAAGAACACAAUGAGGCCCAGAAUUUGCUACGGCUGAAGGAGGAGGAACUUGCACAACUGAGAACAAAGGUCAAGCUGAUGGAAGGGCAGGAAAAGGCUGCUAAGGCGGAAGAGAUCAGCGCAAAAGAGGCCAUGAAGAUAUUGAGAAGUGAGGUCAUGAAGAUGGAAGAUUUGAUGCUUAGACAGCGGCAAGAACUCACUACACUAAAACAGCGACUGCAGGAGGUUGAGCAUGAAAAGGCGGACGCUCGUCAGCUUGUUCAGGAUGAUCUCAUUGGAGGUAGAUUGUUGGCACGGUUAUCGGAGAUGCCUGCAGGGGUUGACCAAUCGAUGUCAAUGGUCAUGUCGAUGGAGUUGGAUACGGGAGAUCAGCCAGUCAUGCAGGACGUGAAGGUAAUAAAGGAGGAUACUCGCCAGCUGGGUCACGUAUGGAAUCACACAGCCACAGCAGGUUCGUGCACUGGUGCUGUGGAGCAAGAAGAAAAUGUCAGACUAUCCGGGUAUCCAGAAAAGGUGGUCCUGAGCACUGUUUUUGAGGAGGGAGAUGAAGAGGACAGUGGCUUUGAAGAGGUGUGCAAGGAGGUUGUAGAGGAGAGCUUUAAGGUGGACAUAACACAACAUGCGCUUGCUGAGCCAGAUGAUCCUGCCACAAGGCAGCAUCGGAUUCAGAACAUAUUUAGGCUCUGCGGGAACCAUCGUGAACUAGCUAAGAAACCAAAUGUUCAGUCACCGGCAAAGCAAGUGCUUGGGGACGAGAACAAGUCGCCUGCUAAAACGGAGCCAGCAAAUCAAGUUUUUGGAGAUGAGAACAAUGUGCCGUCAGCUUGGGGAGUUAUAGAGGCUCCCAUGUGCGACGUCAAGGUGACUGACAGCUCGGUAUCUUCACAACUUUCACCAAUUGUAUACCAAGUUGUGGACGAGCCAUUGUCAGAGCUGCUGAAAUCAUGCAACAAAUUGGAAGAAAGUGAUCAGAACAAGGAGAACAGCGUUGCUGUACAGAAGGAGCAAGAGGGCUUGCUGGAAGUCUACAUCAAAUGGGAGUCCGGCAAUCUGAUCAAAGGGCUGAAAUUACUGCAGAACUCUUGCCUUUCAGAUUUGAGGAAGCUCAUAGAGGCUCACUUUGAAGAAGCAGGCAGGAAACAGCAACAUCAGUUCACCUUCCUCCUCCUCGGGGAUCCUUCCGGUGCUCCGGUGUCGAGGGAGAAGGAAGCGUCGGUUCAAAUAAGCAAGCUGCCCCACUGGAACAACCAGCCGAACAGCUACCUGGCCUGCCUGCGCGCCGCCAAGAAGCCGGCCGCGGAUCACAUGCCGUUCUGCCCGUUGGACAGCAAGCUGAAUUCGGUCGUUAACGACGCGCACCGCGCCGGUGUGCCCUCGCCGAAGGUCAACCAGAUGAGCCCAAACUACAUCCGGGAGCUGCGAGCUUGAGCUCCUAUGGUUUCCAUAAGGCAGUGUUUAGUUAGAUUAAUGAUAUCAACUCAUGUAGGAUACAAAUUUUUAUGUUAAUCAUCUCAUACUAGAAAAUUAGUCAAAUGAUAUCGUACAUGCUCUAUCCGCUCAUGUACUUAUUGAUGAUUAGUGAGUGUUAGUGAUAAUUAAGAAUAAUUAGCUAUGCAUUAGUUACAAUUAGAUGUUAUUAUCUAUAAUUAAGUAUUAUUGUAAGUAAUUAGCGAUGGAUAAUGAUAUGUUAAGUUAUAAGUAAUUAUAAUUAGUAAA
This is a messenger RNA of Phragmites australis (common reed), 3125 nucleotides long. RefSeq names its product kinesin-like protein KIN-10A. Bases 129 to 2837 code for a protein of 902 amino acids. The record is from RefSeq and is a predicted model, not a curated record. Gene Ontology annotation, biological process: microtubule-based movement. The transcript is spliced from 6 exons. Gene Ontology annotation, molecular function: ATP binding; ATP hydrolysis activity; microtubule binding. Gene Ontology annotation, cellular component: kinesin complex; microtubule. Lineage: Eukaryota; Viridiplantae; Streptophyta; Magnoliopsida; Poales; Poaceae.